CUCCGUGAGGAGGGGUCCUAACAGUACCAUGGAUUCUUGAUCAGUUCAUCUGGCCAUGGACAUCUAAGCAGGAAGUUAAUCUGGGGAGCGACAGGUGUUCAUGGACUUUCCUUUUUCCUUGUUCCUCCUAUGAUCAUAUAGGUGUCAGGACAAAAAAAAACAAUGUUCCAGCUUUGGAACCUUGUUCUCCUGUGCGGCCUGCUCACUGGGACUUCGGCGUCACUUCUCGGGAAUCUUGGCAAUACUUUGAGCGCUGUGGACCCGCUGACGUCCGUUCUUGGCAACGGUGUGAGUGGUGUGGUAGACCCUGUGAAGUCUGUUGUUGACAAUGGUGUGAGCGCUGCAGACCCUCUGAAGUCCGUGCAGUCCGCUGUUGACAAUGGUGUGAGCGCUGCAGACCCUCUGAAGUCCGUACAGUCCGUUGUUGACAAUGCUGUAAGCGCUGCAGACCCUCUGAAACAAGCUCUAAACAACGCAGAUGUCCUUCAGAACCUGAAGGUUGACUUGGGAGCUGUUCAAAAUACCAAGGAUUUGCUGCUUUCCAAGAGCAACAUUCUAGAAGCUUUGAACCUGGCGCUCCCUAGCACUUCCAACCUCCCUUCAGUUGUGAACGGUUUGAGGUUGGACAUCAACAAAUUCAGUAUCCUGGACCUCAAAGUGGGUCUAGCAAAAGACGGCAAAGGCAUUGAGCUGAAGUUCCCAUUGGCUGCUGACAUCUCUCUGUGGCUGCCUCUCAUUGGCCAGACAGCUGACCUGAGUGUCAACUUGAACCUCAUAACUGGACUCAGGAUAGAAACAGAUCCCCAGACCAAACUCCCUGUCUUGGUGGUGUCGGGAUGCUCCAGUGACGACGACAAAAUCGCACUUUCCUUGCUGAACAGACGAAGCCCACUGAUCAACAUGGCUUUGGACUCGGUGUCUAAGCUCCUAGGAAAGACUGUGACAUUCGUGCUGCAGAAGCAAGUGUGCCCAGUAAUCAACUUUCUCACCAGCCAGCUGCAAGUAGAAUUGGUUCAGGAACUCGCCACUGUCCUCCAGGCCCUGCCGACGCAGCAGCUCCUCAUCUGAAUGCGAGGACCGAAGGCGGCGCGCCGUGCUGCCCCCUGCUGGGUGACACCCGGCGGCUGAGAUCACCUUGUUCCCUGAGAAGAGCUGAGGAGCUGCCCUCGUCCACGCGGAAACGCCUGAGCCCAGCCACGGGGACCCUGGGACUCCGUCCUUUCUUCCCCUUCUACCCUCUCCCCAGCAAUAAAACACCAACUGCA
Jaculus jaculus (lesser Egyptian jerboa) is the source of this 1265-nucleotide messenger RNA. It is a transcript of the gene Bpifa2, whose product is annotated as BPI fold containing family A member 2. NCBI's taxonomy places the organism in Eukaryota, Metazoa, Chordata, Mammalia, Rodentia, Dipodidae. Gene Ontology annotation, molecular function: lipid binding. The transcript has 8 exons. The record is from RefSeq and is a predicted model, not a curated record. Bases 163 to 1068 code for a protein of 301 amino acids.